Symbiodinium natans is the source of this 939-nucleotide messenger RNA. Lineage: Eukaryota; Dinophyceae; Suessiales; Symbiodiniaceae. The record is from the annotation of a GenBank genome assembly.
AUGGCUUUCAUGCAAAGGCGCCUUCCUCCCUUGCAGCGGGUGUUCCUCAACCUCGAUUCCAAGAAGCCCGCUGCCUCGCAGAGCACACUCCGCCGCUGCCGCAGUUUCUCCGACUUCACGCCCUUCGAGCUCAGCGAGGUUACUCUUGGGUCGAGUUUCGAGCUUGGCGCGAAACCCUGCGUCGCACCGGUCUCCCAAGCUUCCGACGCCGUACGUGGGGACCAGCGCGGCCCAGAAAGCGAGGCAGAAGACCUGCCUGUGACGUUUCCGGACACGGACGACGAAGAAGCAGUGGCUUGGGUUGAGGCGCAAUCCGCCAACACGGUGGCUCCGCCGGCCGAAGACACAGCGAGCAUCGACGGCCUGUGGCUCACACCACUGGCCGAGUCGGCGGCCACAGCCAAGGAUGUGCCAGACUACAUGCCGCAGCGAGUCGCCGGCUUCCAGCAUGGCUUCUGCAACAUGCCGAGUGGCUUCACCAGCUUUCCAAACAAGGGCUAUGCCAGUGUGAAUUGCGGCAACACCAGCACGGCGCAAGCGUUUCACAAUGCAUGGCGCAAUCGCAUGCUCACCGCCCCGGCUGGGGGCUCGCAGCAAGUGGACAGCGUACGCUUGCAGGUGCAGGGCAUGCAGAUGAACAUGGAGAAGUGGUGUGGAAGCCACAUGCACCCAGACGAGAAGCCGACGGUGUCUCCACAGGUGCUCUCUACCUCGAUGGCAAGGCCGCAAACAAACCGCACGACUUUCCAGCCAAGCGCGGAGGAGCAAGUGACGAGAGCCCAGCGUACUGGCACCAUGGCCAUGAAGAAGGCAAGAGCCAUGAUGCCUGCUGUGGAUCUCCAGCCGACGGUUCCAAACGUCCGCCCUCGACGCGGGCGGCGGUUCCCAAGGUCCUCGGCGCGGCCUGAGAACCGAUCACAGGCUCGAAGAGAUUCGUAG